Molecule: messenger RNA, 1008 nt
Organism: Moneuplotes crassus
Lineage: Eukaryota; Ciliophora; Spirotrichea; Euplotida; Euplotidae
Source: the annotation of a GenBank genome assembly
AUGGAAGCAUUUUGGAUAUGGACCAAAGCUAAGGUUAACUCUAUCGAUAUGUUCUCUAAACCUGUCAGUUUGACUUACCAAGGCAGAGAGAAAUUUACCACCUUCUUAGGAGGCAUUCUCUCUGUUCUUUUGACGAUAGGCUUCGUGUCAUAUGGAAUGCAGUUAUCUAUCCAAAUGCUGACAAGGUCUGCGACUAGUAAGGCUAAGAAUAGUAUUGAGAGAGAUCAGAUCUUGGUCUCUGAUUACUAUAACUUUAGUCAUGAAGAUUUAGCAUUCGCUGUUUUUAUAGCAACUGAUGACUCUUUCGUUCCUUUUGUAGACCCAAGCUACUUCAAUGUCACAGUUGCUCAGCUAAGUUAUUCUUAUGAUUUUAAGUCAGGAGCUCUCAAUGCAGAUCUCAAGGAAGAAUCAAUGGCUAUUUGUAGAGAAAAUUUUCCUUUAUUGGAUCAUAAGUUAGAUGACUUUAGAAACUUCUUUUCACAAAUCAGUUAUUGCUCAACUCAAACAGAUUUCUCAUUUGGAGGAAGUGUAUUCUUUAACACUUUGAAGACAGUCCAAAUCAAAGUCAGAAGAUGAGUCAAUGAAACUUCAGUAAUCUGCAAAUCAAAAGAGGAGAUUGAGGCCAAAGCAAGAGAUCUGACAGUUACUUUCAUUGUCAGUUCUAAAUACUUCGAUUUCGAUGAUUUCGAGACUCCAAUCAAAAGGGUCGUUGACGAUCAGUUUAUUUUCAAGAUGUCUUCAGGACUCAAGAAGUUUUCAGAGUUGUAUGUUAAAAGGAGUACAGUGGCUCUAUCUGAUAGUUUGUUGCCUCUCGGAGAAGACAAGGAAGAUUCGUUUCUAACAAUUGACAAUUAUCAGAAAGACCAAGAGACUCGGGAUAUGUCAGAUCCUAUAUUUAUUGACCUGGAAAUCAGACAAGAUUUGGUUGUUGAUUCAUAUGAAAGAAGAGUUUAUUCGAUUCCUGAUUUUUCUGAAAACUUGGAGAAUUCUUUGAACUUUUUUCAGUAG